UUUCGUGGUUUGUAUGUCUUCUUCAUUGAUUUCUUGUCCACACCACACCACACCACACCACGUCAGUCGGUCGGUCAGUCAGUCAGUCAGUCAGUCAGCCACUCACUGAUUCAGCUAAUUGUUGAUGGGCCCAGCAAGAGCCAGCCACACCGGACGUAAUGCAGGCAGGUGAUACAGAACGCGCAAUGCAAUCCACAAUUAUGGCACGUACGGCGACCAUGCAUAAGGUAGGUUGUUUGGAUGAAGCCCUAAGAAGAGAACCAACCGACAGGAAUUGACCAUGCAUACGAGCAUACGCACGCACGACACACACGUGCACACACACUACGUACACACAUCCGUACGAAACGGCUCUCAGAGGCCUCCCUCUCUGGCUGCCUUUCUGCAGACCUCCGACACCAGAGGCGGCGCCAGCUUGGCCACCGACCCGCAGAGUCUACAGAUGCUCCCUGACACACCCCUCUGCCCACUCCCACAGCACCCCGCUCAUGGUCAUCCAGUAGGGCGGCAGAGCCGCCGGCCACGGCACAGCCCCCACAUGCGGGCCAGAUAUCUCCUGCACCAGGUACCACACCGCCGACAGCCGAUACCCCACAUACGCACCCGCCCGCUCCACCCACUCGCUGCACUGCUUGUUGCCCCCACCCAGCCAUGCGGCCGCACGGCUGCCAAGAUGGGCGGGCGAGAAGGGGGUAGGGGCAUGCAGGUACGGCGCGUAGUAGAGGGGCGGGGUGUCGAUGUCGAUGCCCGGUGGCCCGUUGUUUGCGUCGGUGAGUGGCUGUGUAGCGGCGAAUAGAGAGGGGAUGGCUCCCCGCGACGGUGUGGUCAUGAAGAGGUCGGCCACGAGGUAGAUGGCGCGCAUGGGGUGGUAGCCGGCUGACUGGAAGAUGGGCGUCACCACACUGCCGGGACUCGCUGCAGGCAGGCAAACAAACAAGCAGGCAGGCAGGCAGCACGAAACAAUGAAUGACCAGAGGCAAAUGGGCAGACAGACAGAUGGUCGGUCGGUCGGUCGGUACCGGCAAAAGCCAUGGGUGGGGUGUUUGGUGCUCCGGCUCGUUUGGCCUCCGCUCGUCUGAGCCGCAACUGCAUGCAUUUGAAUGCAUGCAGCCGCGCCACACCACACCACACCACACCACACCGAACAUACAUAGCAGAUGAGCAUCGGGCGGGCUCGACGCGCAGACACGCUCUGGACGGCACCUGUGCAGCGAAGAGUAUCAUGGCGAGCUUCGAAUCGCCAUAAACGUAGCUGCGGUACCAUCCCUGCAGACGUGACGUCACUCACACCAUCUCACUCUCUCUCCCUCUCUCUCGUAUGACUCACUCACUCACCGCCAGAGCCCCAUCGAGGUGUCGCCUAAGGUUGGCCUUCUUGUGCUCGUCCAGCGCUCCCUCCCACUCGUCUUUGGUGUAGUCGACGUCACCCCAGUGGUCGGCCAUCAUUGCGUGCAGCCACGCGGGGCCGCCCAUGCGGUGGUACCAAGACCCCACAUUGACAAUGCGCGAGUCGGGCGUGGCACACAUGCGGUCGUACAGCAGACGGGUCAGCAGGUAGUGCCCUGAGUGAGUAUGGGAACAGACACAGAGACAAGAGUGAGUAUGCGUCAGUUGAGUUGAGUACCAAUGAAGUUGAUCCCGAAAGUGGCGCUGAACCCGUCUUUGGUCUUGCGCCGCGCGUGCCAGUUGCCGAGGCCGGCAUUGUUGAGCAGCAGGUGGAUCGCACCGCACUCCCUGCGUCCAUCCGCCAGCAUAGACAGACGCAUCAUGUCAACCAAACCAGCAACCAACAGUGACCACACAGCCAACAGGUUUUCCCCGGCGCUUCACUCCCUAAGUCCCUCACUCACCGCAGCACAUGGUCAGCGGCACAGUGGAUGCUCUUGAGGUCUCCCAAGUCCACAUACACGAAACGGGCUGAGCCUCCACUUUCGCUGCUGCUGCCAAACGACUCGGCCAUCUCCUCGCCCUUCGCCUGCCAGAGGCACAACCCCCCACCCACCCACCCACCCGGGCACACACUCAUGGAUUGAUUGAUUGCUUUGUGUGUGGUUUUUCCUCUACUCUCCGUGUGUGGGCACCCACACACCUUGUUGAUAUCGAGUAUCCACACGUGUGCCCCCGCUUUCACGAGAUAGCGCACCAGCUCACAGCCGAUGCCUGCCGCCCCGCCAACCACACGCGGCGCACAGUGUGCCGCUGCCACUUUGAUCCUUUUGCCUGCCUGCCUGCCUGCCUGCACACCCGGUACGGUACGGUACGUACCUGAGCAGCCGCCAGUCAUUAUGCAGGUCCAUCCGCGCACGGCCGCCAGCCGCCUUUCCAGCUCAGCGUCCUCCGCCUUGCUCGACUGGGCCCUGUGGGAGAGUCUGCUCCAGAUGUGGUAAAGGGUGCCCGCCACGGCGCCCCAUAUGAUGCCCAGCACCACGCAGCAGUGGAGAAGAGGCACCAGCAGCAGCCUGUCCAGCUCGUACAGCACAAAGAGCAGGAAAGACGAAGCUGCACCUUGGCCUUUUCCCGCUGCGUCACACAUCUCGCCAGCGCCCCGUGAUCAUGAAGAGUGGCGUGGAAAACACGGGCCUCCUCUAGAG
This is a messenger RNA of Vitrella brassicaformis, 2591 nucleotides long. The record is from the annotation of a GenBank genome assembly. Lineage: Eukaryota; Vitrellaceae.